Amoebophrya sp. A120 is the source of this 369-nucleotide messenger RNA. The record is from the annotation of a GenBank genome assembly. Lineage: Eukaryota; Dinophyceae; Syndiniales; Amoebophryaceae.
AUGGAUGGUGGCUGUACGCCGGGGCUUUGGCAAGCCAGCACUAAUGCCGAACUUCCCCGCGGAGUUGUUCCGCAGGGUUUGUUGUUUUUUGCAACCCGUCAGCGACGUGAUCCUGGGGCCGAAGUAUCUCGCAAAUGUGGCGAUCGCGAAGCGCAGGCUCGACGUGGAAAGUGCGAUCGAGGUGGUCUUCGCGCAGUGUUUGGAAUCCGACACUCUCGUCGGUUCGGCCUCAGAAAUCCGCGGGAGCAUCCAGGUCGAUGCGUUGCCCGGGACGAGUGCGGGUGCAGGUGUGAAACGAAUCACCGUCAAGUUGGGGGGCGACAGCUGCAUGCUGGACGGUGCGAAGACGCGCUGGCCAGCUCUAGCUGA